Paramecium tetraurelia is the source of this 180-nucleotide messenger RNA. RefSeq lists its product as uncharacterized. The transcript is spliced from 2 exons. The record is from RefSeq and is a predicted model, not a curated record. Lineage: Eukaryota; Ciliophora; Oligohymenophorea; Peniculida; Parameciidae.
AUGUUUAAAAUGAAAUAAAAGAAUUUCAUCUACAUUAGAGCUGAAUAUUUGACCACUGAAAUUAUAGAAGGUUGCCAAAUACUGAAAUAUCAUAAGGUGGAUUAAAUCAAUCAAGGAUAUAUUCUUAGAAAUAGAAAGGAACUGACAAAUCUAAUGGUCGAAUUACUAAUUGCUGACUGA